CAAUCACAUGUGAGCUUUAGGCAUAAAGCAGGAGGUCAUGUUGUUGUUUGGUAAGGCAGUGAGAGAGGAAGCAUAGGCUCACAUGGUAAGCAGAAGCAGCAGCCGCCACCGCAGCAGCAGCAGCAGGUUGUUUCAUGUUCCUGUUUGUGUUUUUGUUACGUGCGUGCUGACUUUCAGUUUUGGUUAGGAAUAAAUGUCUUGUUCCGCAUUCAGGUGUCGUUUUGUUUUUCAUCACGAGCUCCUGAUCAAAGCGGUUGUUUCUGUCUGUCUAGAUGGCACUUGGGCUCGUUUCCAUCAUAUUUGCUGCCAUCUCUGUGGCCUACUGCUAUCCCACCGCCUUCCAACACCUGGAGGAUAAUGGCAGUAAGUAUAAAAGGGUUCAUAAUCUUUAAAAUGGAGAUUUUUGCCUCCACAUGGUCUAACUUCUUCAUACUUUUACUUUCAGCAAACAGAACCUCCAUUAAGUUCCUGGCUGUAGGAGACUGGGGUGGAGUACCUUAUCCCCCCUAUAUCACCGCUGUGCAGAAGGCUACUGCUCGAGAGAUGAGCAGAGUGGCAGAGCAGAUGGGAGCUGAUUUUAUUCUGGCCCUGGGUGAUAACUUCUACUUCAAAGGUGUGAACAGUGUGGACUCCCCUCGCUUCAAGGUGGGUUCAGUACAAUUGAUGUUUUCAGGAGUUACAUGUGAAGUGUCCUCAUGCUUUUUCUUUAAAACCCUUUUACAGGAGACUUUUGAGUCCGUGUACACAGCAAAGUCUCUCCAAGUGCCCUGGUAUGUGCUCGCUGGAAAUCAUGACCACGCAGGCAGCGUCAAAGCCCAGAUCGAGUACAGCCAAAAAUCAGACCGAUGGUACAGAACACAUUUAACAUUUCCUAAAACCAGCGUAUGAAGCUUAAAUCUUGCUUUAUGUUCAAUGACAACUUUUCUGUUGGUUAUCAUUUUAGGAAGUUUCCGUCUUACUACUAUGAGCUAAACUUCCACAUCCCCAACACAGAGGAAACUCUAACAAUCAUCAUGCUUGACACCAUAAUGCUGUGCGGGAACUCUAAUGACUUCUUGGAUGAGAAGCCAAGGGGACCCUUGAGUGCCGUCGCUGCCAACCGUCAGCUGGUGUGGCUGCAGGAGAGGCUGGAGAAGAACAAAGCAGACUUCCUCUUGGUGGCCGGUCACUACCCUGUGUGGUCUGUGUCCGAACACGGUCCCACUGAGUGUCUCCUACAAAGGCUUUAUCCUCUGCUCAACAAAUACAACGCCACUGCUUACUUCUGCGGUCAUGACCACAACCUACAGGUGAGUUCAUUUCGAUGUGUGUUACACUCUCAGUGCAUCUCUAUCCUUAUUUCCAUCUUUUCUCUUCGUCUUUUCAGUACAUUGAGGAGUCCGGUGUGGGCUAUGUGGUGAGUGGUGCUGGAAACUUCCUGGAUCCUGAUGUCCGUCACUGGAGCCAUGUUCCCAAAGGUUCUGUGAAGUUCUUCACUGGCCAAGCCUCAACAUUCGGAGGCUUUGUGCAUGCAGAAGUCACAAAGAGCCACAUGAUCCUGACCUACUACCAGGCCAAAGGCACUUCUCUCUACCGCACUGUCCUCUCCAAAAGGAACUUUGAGUAGGAAAAAUAUUUUUGCUUGUUUUGUUCAGUUUUUUUUUAACUUGGCAUUGAUUUUCAAAGCAAGUGAUUGAUGCAUGUUUUUUAAAAAAUAAUCAAGAAGUUUUAAGAGUAUAGUUAUUGUAUGAAAAGAAUAAAUUGUUUGUACCGAA
Molecule: messenger RNA, 1754 nt
Organism: Xyrichtys novacula (pearly razorfish)
Lineage: Eukaryota; Metazoa; Chordata; Actinopteri; Labriformes; Labridae
Source: the annotation of a GenBank genome assembly